AUGGCUGCUUCAGUGAUGCUUUCAUCGGUGACGUUGAAACCUGCGGGUUUCACGGUGGAGAAGAUGUCGGCGAGAGGAUUGCCGUCGCUCACAAGAGCUUCUCCUUCCUCCUUCAGAAUCGUCGCCAGUGGCGUCAAGAAGAUCAAAACCGACAAGCCCUUUGGAGUUAACGGCAGCAUGGACUUGAGGGACGGCGUCGACGCUUCCGGCAGAAAGGGCAAGGGAUACGGUGUUUACAAAUUCGUCGACAAGUACGGAGCUAACGUCGAUGGAUACAGUCCUAUUUACAACGAGGAGGAGUGGGCACCAGGUGGUGAUACGUACAAGGGUGGACUGACCGGUUUGGCAAUUUGGGCGGUGACACUCGCCGGAAUUCUCGCCGGAGGAGCUCUUCUUGUGUACAACACGAGUGCUUUGGCUCAGUAA
Molecule: messenger RNA, 426 nt
Organism: Microthlaspi erraticum
Lineage: Eukaryota; Viridiplantae; Streptophyta; Magnoliopsida; Brassicales; Brassicaceae
Source: the annotation of a GenBank genome assembly